Myotis daubentonii (Daubenton's bat) is the source of this 4177-nucleotide messenger RNA. RefSeq names its product methenyltetrahydrofolate synthetase domain containing (gene MTHFSD). Gene Ontology annotation, cellular component: cytoplasm. The transcript is spliced from 8 exons. Gene Ontology annotation, molecular function: RNA binding. Bases 590 to 1696 code for a protein of 368 amino acids. The record is from RefSeq and is a predicted model, not a curated record. Lineage: Eukaryota; Metazoa; Chordata; Mammalia; Chiroptera; Vespertilionidae.
GGUCACGCGGAAAGGGCUGGGGUCGAACCCGGGCGGGACACCGCGAUCACGGGCUCGGAGGGCGGAGGGCUCCCUGCGGCUGGAGCGGUGUCCGUUAGCUCCGCACACUCAUCGCCGCUGCUCCCGAGAGAUCCGCCCUCCCUAUCACCCCCGCUUACAGCGCGGGAAACUGAGGCUCGCGGCUGCGGCAAGUGCAGGACGACACCAGUUUUACCGACACGCUGGGCACGUGGUCAUCGUCUUCCUAGCAGAUGCGUUGUGAGGCCUCGGGUGGCCCCGGCGCUGGGGAGGCUCGGCCCAGGGCCCCCGGGCUGUGCUGACUGGGUGCAGGAUUGCCUGGCAGAGGUCAUGUAGGGCUCAUGGUGCGCCCGGGUCCUGCCAUGCCUGGCGUGCAGCAGGAAACCUGCACAGCGGGCCGCUGCUGGUAACCCAGUGGGAUGAGAAAAAGGGCCUUUGGAGACGCUGCCACGUGCCAGGACCGAGCUCAGAGCCAGAGGGAGAAAGAAGAGUGAAACCCAGGCUGACCUGACCCGCAGCUACAGCACAGGGUGUUUCCAAACAGGACAUUCGGGAGCAGAUCUGGGACUACAUGGAAUCACAAAAUAUAGCCGACUUUCCCCGGCCUGUCCAUCAUAGGAUUCCCAACUUCAAGGGCGCUGCUCGGGCCGCUGAGCACUUCCCGCGCUUGCAGGCGUUCAAAAUGGCCAGGACCAUUAAAGUCAACCCUGAUGCUCCCCAGAAAAACGCUCGCUUCUUCGUCCUCGACAACAAAAAAACAUUGUUGGUUCCAACACCGAGACUGAGAACAGGGUUAUUUAAUAGGAUCACACCACCCCCUGGGGCAACUAAAGACAUCCUGAGAAAAUGUGCCACCUCGCAGGGCGUGAGGGACUACAGUGUUCCCGUGGGCUUGGACGCCAGGGUCCUCGUGGACUUGGUGGUGGUGGGCUCCGUGGCCGUUUCUGAAAAAGGCUGGAGAAUUGGGAAGGGAGAAGGUUAUGCUGACCUUGAAUAUGCCAUGAUGGCGUCGAUGGGAGCAGUCAGCCAGGGGACGCCAGUGGUCACCAUUGUCCACGACUGCCAGGUCGUCGAUAUACCUGAAGCGCUCCUCGAGGAUCACGACCUCACUGUGGACUACAUUCUCACUCCAACCAGAGUCAUCGCCACGGGGUGUGAGCGCCCAAAGCCAACAGGAAUCACGUGGUCUAAGAUCAGCUGUGCGAUGAUGGGAAGAAUCCCAGUACUCAGAAGCCUUCGCUCCCGAGAGAAGCAGGCCGGGAGAGACGUCGCGCUUCAGGAUGAGCACCCGCCCCUAGGAGCCCGCAGCCAGCACGCAGCUCCGCCAGGCGCUGUAAGGAGACCCGGGGGCCCAGCCCAGCCGGAGGCAGGUUCCCCGCGGGGGGAGGAUGUGCCUUCCGACACGGUUUACGUGGGGAACCUCCCCCGGGACACGCGAGUGAGUGAGCUGAAGAGAGCCCUCCGAGAGCGGGGCGCGGCCCCACUGCGGCUCACCUGGCAGGGCCCACAGCACAGCGCCUUCCUCCACUUCCAGGACCCAGCCGCUGCCCAGCAGGCCCUCUCCUGCUUACAGGGCUUACACCUGGGUGCCACCACCCUGAAGGUGGCGCUGGCCCGGCAGCAGAGGGCCAGUGGCCUGGCAGGUGGCCAUGCCAGAGAGCCGCACCCAGACCAUUGACCGUCAGUGACAGCCUGACCUCCGGGGGCCCGUGUGGUAGGAUGCGGCCCAGCUGCUGCUACACGAGCUGCUUUGACCAGGUUCGUUCUUUCUAGGAAGUCACAGCCGCAGGCCCCGCCUCCCGGUGAUCUCCUGACGAGGAGGGAAGCUGACCAGUACGCUUCCUACUCUCGGGAGGCUGAGCGCCCCAUGGGUUCAGUUCUGUUUGUCGUGGUCCUCGGCCCACUGGAUGGCAUAGCCAUGCUGGCUCUCUGGGGAGACCGCCGUUGGAGGGUUUAGAGGACCAAUGAGCAAUAAGCGAGUGGGAGUGAGUGGUGACAGUGGAUUAGAAGAGUCCGAGGCCCCGGCAGGACCAGACGCAGGAGCACCGUGGGGCAAACCAGGACGCGCUCGUGCCCCAGGACCCUGCGCGGCACUGCUGGAGGGAGAGCUGCAUUCACAUCGCAGAAGCCAGGCACCUCCGCCUCCUGGGUACAAGCCGCUUGUCUCAGCUCAGUCCUGGUGUCGGAAAUGGAGAGCUGGUGCGACAUGGACCCUUGGUGGAGCGGUCUCCCCUCUGUCCUCACCCUACCUUUCCAGCCCUCCUCCCCCUGGGCUUCGCUCUGCGCUCGCCAGCGGCUGCGGACACAGCAGGAAGCGCUGGCUCGUAGGAGACAGUGGUUUUAGGAACUGAGCCAUGCAGGCCUAUAUCACAGGCAGAGUCCGCAAGUGCUCUCGCACUCCCAUUUACCCAAUACCUAUGUUUCCUGAGUUUCUUCCUCUAGUUCCUUGUUCCUAAAAAACAAGCUGGAUUUUGGCUGAACUAUGCUUUCUAAACAGAAGCACUUUUGCAAUUGAUCCUGGGCACAGCGUCAAAAUAAGCAUUUAAGUGGAGGUUUCAUUUUUCCAAAUGUACAUGCAUUGGAAAUUUUAUUUUUUCACCAGGGGGCCUUACUGUGUAUUUUAAGUACAUUAUUAUGCCUCAAGAGGCCAGGCCUUGCACGAACUUUCAAGAAAAUAUUCUUAAGGUACUCAGUCUCCCUUGGAAAAAACAUUUCCUUUUUGGUUUUACAAUGAAAAUACUGUGGAGACUUCGGGAAGAAAAUCUAUCCAAAUAGAUAUUUCUCUAAGGAAAUCUAUCCAAAUAGGUAUUUCUCUAGCAAAAUGGGACUAUUCAGGAACAACAAAGAAUUGUAAUUCGGGACGCAGGGUCUAAUGGCAAACCGUGUGAAAGCCUUGAGAAACAAAGGAGAGGAAUGCUCUUUUAUGGACUUGGGAGGAGCUGUUGUAAACGAAGAGCCCAUUGGAGGAAACUGAAAGAUGGAAGUGUGACUUUUCAUUGGCUGAGCUGUCACUAGGCCAGAAGGAAUCCUUCUUCUUCCUGCUGAGGCAGCAAGUAGAAUCAUGCCAUGGGAGAUGCGGGGUGGUCCCUCCUGUUGGGGUCAGUAGUGUGCAUAGAGUGGCACGUUUGAAAGAACUCUCUUCCAGCUUCUGGACUCCACUUUCAAUGAGGUUUCACCAUCCUUAGAUUUGUUCAUUAAAUGCAGACUCCUUUUCCAAGCUGUCAUGAAUAAAAUGAGAGUAGAUAAAUACCUUAAAACGGACCAGGACCUUCCCUGCCUUGGGACCUCUGGGCUUCCUCUCUCUUGGCCUGAACUGUCCUCCCUCGUCUGCAGGGCUGGUUUUGUUUUGUCACUAGGCGCUCAGCAGGGAUGUCAGAGGUCGACUCUGGCCACCCAACCCAGAGUAGCGAGCUGAUCAUCCUAACUCCUCACUGUUUCCUUUUGUUUAGUUUUUCUUUUUUCCAAGAAUACCUCUUGUAUUUGGCAUGUUCUUGUUUGGUUUUUGUUGACGUUUUCACUGUUGACUAGCACUUCAGAGCAGGAAAUGUGUCCCUGCCGAUCUUCUUCACUCCUGCUGUACCCCAGCUGCGAACAAGUCCUGGCACAUGCAUAGCAGCUCGGGAAACAGCUCGGGAAACUAACAUGUGGAUGGAUUCACCCAAGCCAGAGAGGGAAAGGAGAGCAUGAUGAUACCACCCGACGCCCUUUGUCCAGUUGUGCAUACGCCAGCCUGCCGUGGAUGGCAUUACACCCAUCAAUAGUGGUCCCUCUUGGUUAAGCCAGGUCGCUUGGGUAUUUUGUCGCUCCCAGCCAGAAUAAUCCAGAUGAAUGAUAUAUAGAUCUGAAUGAGUUUCAUCAUGUUUAUAUUUGUGGGAAAGUAGUAUAAGGAAAACUAAAGGCCACCUGCCUGAAAUAGAAGUCCCCCAAACGUAGCAGCCUGGGCCCACCUUUUACCCUCCGUCCUGCCCGGGCAGGCCUGGACAGGCUUCCUCAGAGCCGCCAGGAAGAGCACUCAGAUUGCAGGACAAGCGCUGAGGAACCCCGCUUUUUGUUCCCAAGACUCGAGUACUUGUCAGAAUCGUAAUUGUAUAAUUUACAUGACAAUAAUGAGGUUGAAGAAUGGAAAAUGACCACUUGACAACAUGCUGAGAAAUAUAGA